Molecule: messenger RNA, 1425 nt
Organism: Manis javanica (Malayan pangolin)
Lineage: Eukaryota; Metazoa; Chordata; Mammalia; Pholidota; Manidae
Gene: CHID1
Product: chitinase domain containing 1
Biological process (GO): carbohydrate metabolic process
Cellular component (GO): endomembrane system
Molecular function (GO): oligosaccharide binding; chitin binding
Source: RefSeq, a predicted model, not a curated record
GGUGGCGACAGAAGCUGCUCAAAGGCGAGAACGUCACCCUUCCACUUGCUGUGAACUGCAGCCGGCGGUGAUUAGAGGGGACUCAGGUGCUGCUGGUGAUGCAGAGAAAGUUGGCAUCUCUCAAGUUGCCCAUCGCUGAAUACCCCCCAAACCCUGAGGCUGGACCCUACAGUGACACCCCCACCAUGAAGGUGCUCCUCAGCACACUCUGGCUUGCUGUGGCCUGUAGCCCCGUUCACACUACCCUGUCAAAGUCAGAUGCCAAAAAAGCUGCCUCGAAGACACUGCUGGAGAAGACUCAGUUUUCAGAUAAGCCUGUACAGGAUCGGGGUCUGGUGGUGACAGACCUGAGGGCUGAGGACGUGGUUCUCGAGCACCGCAGCUACUGCUCGGCCCAGGCCCGGGAGAGGCACUUCGCUGGGGACGUGCUGGGCUAUGUCACUCCAUGGAACAGCCAUGGCUAUGAUGUUGCCAAAACCUUCGGGGGCAAGUUCACACACAUCUCGCCGGUAUGGCUGCAACUGAAGAGGCGCGGCCGUGAGAUGUUCGAGGUCACAGGCCUCCACGACGUGGACCAAGGGUGGAUGCGGGUGGUCAGGAAGCAGGCCAAGAUCUUACGCAUAGUGCCUCGGCUCCUGUUUGAGGACUGGACUCACGAGGACUUCCGGAACGUCUUGGACAGUGAGGAUGAGAUAGAAGAGCUCGGCAGGACGGUGGUCCAUGUUGCCAAGAGCCAGCAUUUUGACGGCUUCGUGCUGGAGGUCUGGAGCCAGCUGCCGAGCCAGAAGCACGCGGGCCUCAUCCACAUGCUCACCCACAUGGCUGAGGCACUGCACCAGGCCCGGCUGCUGGCCAUCCUGGUCAUCCCUCCAGCUGUCACUCCUGGAACCGACCAGCUGGGCAUGUUCACCCACAGGGAGUUUGAGCAGCUGGCCCCUGUGCUAGAUGGCUUCAGCCUCAUGACCUACGACUACCCCACAGCUCAGCAGCCGGGACCCAAUGCACCACUGUCCUGGGUACGAGCCUGUGUGCAGGUCCUAGACCCCAAGUCCAAGUGGCGGAGCAAGAUCCUCCUGGGGCUCAACCUCUAUGGCAUGGACUACAGCGCUUCCAGGGAUGCUCGCGAGCCCAUCACUGGGGCCAGACCCAGACUUGGGGGUCACGUCCUUCUGCCCGAGGGGUGCCCUGUGCACUUCCAGCCAUGCUCGUGGCGAGUUCUCCAGCGCGGCCCCCUCGGCACAGCUCAGGAAGGCACCUCGUGUGAUCAGCCGCCAGCUCCAGUGCCGUCAGGGUGGCUCCCAGCCUCGGGCUGUGGGCAGAGAGACCCUCACCACAGCUGUCUCUGUACUGUACAGGCCACAGUUUGAUUCGGACAUGCCUUCGUGCAGCUUUCUUUGUGUUUCUAGCACUUGCUUUUCAGUGAGC